AUGGGUAACGUAUGCUUUGUGGUGACUGUUGUCGAUGUGUGCAGAGGGUCCCUGGUUCGCUACUCGACUGUAACCAGUUCAUCCCAGACUCCUUCCUUCCCUCCUGUUCAUUUAUCUUGUCGUUGUCUUUUCCUCACAGAUGAAAGAGAAGACGUUCAAAAGAAGACUUUCUCAAAAUGGAUAAACUCACAGUUUUCUAAGGCAGGGAAGCCCCCCAUCCAGGACCUCUUCACCGACCUGUGUGAUGGCCGUCGCCUGCUGGAGCUGCUGGAGGGACUGGCAGGUCACGAGCUGGUGAAGGAGAGAGGAUUCACGCGCGUCCACUCACUAAACAAUGUCAAUAGAGCGUUGCAGAUCCUACAGAAGAACAAUGUUGAACUGGUGAAUAUUGGAGGAGCCGACAUUGUUGAUGGGAAUCAUAAAUUGAUUCUUGGACUCAUUUGGAGCAUAAUUCUCCACUGGCAGGUAAAGGAUGUGAUGAAGGAUGUGAUGGCAGGCCUACAGCAGACCAACAGUGAGAAGAUUCUGCUUAGCUGGGUGCGCCAGUCCACCAAGGACUAUCCCCACGUCAAUGUGGUCAACUUCUCCUCCAGCUGGUCCGACGGCCUGGCCUUCAACGCACUCAUCCACAGCCACAGGCCCGAGCUGUUUGAUUGGAGCAUUGUGGAGAAGCAGAAGAGUGCCAUGGAGAGAUUGGAUCACGCCUUCAGCAAGGCUGAGCAAACCCUGGGCAUAGACAGACUGCUGGACGCUGAGGAUGUGGCGGUGCUGCACCCUGAUAAGAAGUCAGUCAUCAUGUACAUAACAUCUCUGUUCCAAGUGCUGCCUCAGGGCGUAACCAUGGAGGCCAUCCAGGAAGUAGAGACUCUGCCUCGGACCGUCGUCAAGCAGGAGGAACACUUCAGCAUCCAGACCCAACAACGCUACUCCCAACAGAUCACAGUGAGUGUGUCUCAGGGGCGGGUUCGUACCCCCUCCACCUCUCCUAAACCUCACUAUAAAAGCUAUGCCUACAGUCAAGCUGCAUAUGUCAAGUCACCUGAACAAAAGAGGAGACGCUUUACUGAGCAGACCCAGCUGCUGCGUGGGGGCAGUCAGGAUGACCUGGAGCGGGGCCUGAGCCCCCUGGCCCCUGGGGCCACCCAGCUGGAAGACUACCAGAGCAUCCUGGAGGAGGUCCUGACCUGGCUGCUGUCUGCAGAGGAUGGCCUGCAGGCCCAGCCCCCCAUCUCCUCUCACGUAGAGGAGGUCAAGGAGCAGUUCCACACACACGAGGGCUACAUGGUGGAGCUGACGUCCCACCAGGGCAGUGUGGGCAGGGUGCUGCGUGCGGGCAGUGCCCUCCUGGGUGAGGGCCAUUUAACGGAGGAGGAGGAGAAAGAGGUCAGGGAGCAGAUGAACCUCCUCAACUCCCGCUGGGAACACCUCAGAGUGGCUAGCAUGGAGAAACAGAGCAGACUCCACGAGGUGUUGAUGGACCUUCAGCACCAGCAGUUGAAGCAGCUCACUGAUUGGUUGGAGCUGACAGAGGGGCGGAUCAAGCGGAUGGGGGCUCAGCCUAUGGGGCCAGACCUGGAGGAUGUUAAACACCAAGUAGAGGAACACAAACUGUUGCAGGAGGACCUAGAGUUGGAGCAGGUGCGUGUCAACUCUCUGACACACAUGGUGGUGGUGGUGGAUGAGAACAGUGGAGACAGCGCCACCGCUGCCCUGGAGGAGAAACUACAGCACCUGGGAGACCGGUGGGCAGCCAUCUGUAAGUGGACAGAGGAGCAUUGGGUUCUGCUACAGGAGAUCCUGCUCCAGUGGCAACACUUCACUGAGGAACAGUGUUCAUUUGACUCAUGGUUGACUCAGAAGGAGAAGUUGGUUCUGUCCAUCCAGAGCAGUGACAUCAAGGAGCAGAGUGACAUGGUGGGCAACCUGAGAAGACUAGCGACGGUGAAGGGUGACCUGGAGAUGAAGAGACCGACCAUGGACAAGCUGUGUUCUCUGUGUCAGGACCUCGUCUCCUCAGUGAAGAACAAAGAGGUGGCUCAUAAGCUGGAAGCCAGGCUGGAGAGCUUCGCCCAACGCUGGGACAAACUGGUGCAGAGCCUGGAUAGGAGCAGCUCACAGAUCUCGCUGGCUGUAACCACGGUGCAGACCGCGCAGACGAAACUGACACACUCGGUGACGGCGAGCGUAUCCAAGGUGACGACACGUGAGAAGGUGGUGGUGAAGAAUACUAAAGCAGCGCUGCCCUCUCCACCGCCCCAGAAGAAGAGACAGAUUGUUGUCGAAUCAGAGCUCAGGAAAAGGUUUGACAUGGACUUCACUGAGCUGCACAGUUUCAUCACGCGCUCCAAGGCCAUCCUACAGAGCCCAGAGUUCUCCAUGUCCAGGAAGGAGGGCAGCGUACAGGAGCUCCACGAUAAAGUCCUGGCAAUAGAGAGGGAGAGGCCAGAGAAGUUGAGGAAGCUUCAGGAAGCAACUCGUUCGGCACAGGCUUUGCUCGAUCAGCUGGCGAGCGAGGGUGGUAGUAGGAGGGCUGAUGACAUCCAGAAAGCAGCCGAGGAGCUCAACACUCGCUGGGAUGGGUUCUGUGCCCUGCUGGCUGAGAGGCUGGAGUGGCUGGCCUACCAGAGCAAGAUCCUGGCCUUCUAUAACCUCUGGCAGCAACUGGAGCAAGCUGUGGUCAACUCUGAGAACUGGCUGAAGGUCCAGCAGCCACCGGCCUCAGAGCCUGAACCUCUGAAGCAUCAACUGGAGCGCUGCAGGGAGGAAAUAGCUCGUUUUUCCUCUCUGGAGCCCCAGGUCGACCUGCUAAAAGAGAAGCUGAAGGCACUGAGGGAGAAGGAGAAUGCUCCUGUCUUCUUCGAUGCAGACAUCACUGACUUCACACAGCAUCACCAGCAGGUCCUGGAUGAGCUCCAGGCCCGAGAGAGACAGCUGGUGCUGGUUCAGGAGAGCCUUCCUCCUGUGCUCUAUAAGGAGACAGUAUUUACUCUGUUGGCCUGGUUACAGCAGUGUGAGGCGAGGCUAGCCAUCCCCUCUACAGCCGUCACUGAAUACCCUACCAUGGAGGGGAGACUGAAGGAUGUCAAGGUAAUGCAGGUUGCGCUUGCAGAGCACCAGAGUGAGGUGGACUACCUGACGUCUACAGUGGACCAGGUUUUUCAGAAGGCCCCUCCUGAGAUCAGUCACAAGUACAGGACAGAGAUGGACAGCAUCAUGACUCGCUGGAGACGCCUGUCCUCAACGCUGGGGGAACAGGCGACCAAGAUAACAGAGCUUAUGGCUAAAUUACUGCAGUUCCAGAAUGACGUGAAGACUCUGAGGAAGUGGAUGGCUGAUGUUGAUGUGUUCCUGAAUGAGGAGUGGCCAGCGCUGGGGGACUCAGAGGCCCUGCAGAAACAGCUGGAGCAGUGCACUGCCCUGGUGAAUGACAUCCACACCAUCCAACCCAGUCUGAACGGCAUCAAUGAGGUGGGUGUGUCCCUGAAGACAGAGGCGGAGCCAGCAUUCGCCAUCCAACUGCAGAAGGAGCUCGAUGAGCUGAACGCUAUGUGGGAGAUAAUCUGCAAACAGGCCUAUGCUAAGAAGUCCGCUCUGAAGGGGGGUCUGGACAAGACCAUGAGCCUGAGGAAGGAGAUGGCUGAGAUGCAGGAGUGGAUCACUCAGGCUGAGGAGGACUAUCUGGAGAGGGACUUCACUUACCAGACCCCUGAGGAGCUACGCAAGGCUGUGGAGGAACUCAAGAAGGGUCAAGAGGAGGUCCACUCUAAAGAGCUGAAGGUGAAGCUGCUGACUGACUCUGUGAACAGUUUCAUCUCCAAAGCCCCUCCGGCCGCCCACGAUGCCCUCAAGGCAGAGCUGGUCGUGCUGACCGCUAACUACCAGAGACUCUGCAGCCGCCUGGACGGCAAGUGUAAAACCCUGGAGGAGGUGUGGGCGUGUUGGUGUGAGCUGCUGUCCUACCUGGAGCAGGAGAACGGCUGGCUGGACCAGCUGGAGCAGAAGCUAGACGAGACAGACAGCAUCCCGGGGGGAGCAGAGGAGCUCUGUGAGGCCCUUGAUGCCCUGGACACAUUGCUGCGUCACCCUGAAGAUGGGAGGAACCAGAUCAGAGAGCUGUCUCAGACCCUGAUGGACGGAGGAGUUCUGGAUCAACUGAUCCAGCACAAACUAGAGGCCUUCAACACACGCUGGGAUGAACUCAUGCAGAGGGCGGUGUGUCGGCAGCAGCAGCUGGAGAGGAGUGUGCAGUGGGCCCAGGAGAAUGACAAGACGCUGCGUCUCAUCAAUGACUCUCUGGACGCCACCGACCGCCACCUGUCUGCCUACAUCGCUGACCACAUCGACGCAGCUCAGAUACCACAGGAGGCACAGAAGAUCCAGACAGAGCUGAAUGGUCACGAGGCGACUCUGGCAGACAUGAAGAAGAAGAAUACAGAGAGAGACCAGUCAGAGAGAGUAGCAGCCCAGAUCCACCUGAUACAGAAGAAACUCCAGGAGGUGUGUGUGAAGUUCAGGCUCUUCCAGAAGCCUGCGAACUUCGACCUGCGCCUCUCAGAGUGUGAGAGGGUUCUCUGGGAUGUGAAGGCACAGCUGGGGGUGUUGGACAUACGCAGCGUGGAACAGGACGUGGUGCAGUCACAGUUGGAACAAUGCAUGAAGUUGUAUAAGAGUCUGAGUGAGGUGAAGUUGGAGAUAGAGACUGUGAUAAAGACCGGAAGACAGAUCGUUCAGAGACAGCAGACGGAGAAGCCUAAAGAGCUGGACGACAGACUCACUGCCCUCAAGCUGCUCUAUAAUCAACUGGGCGCGCAGGUGACGGAGGGAAAACAGGAACUAGAGAAGAGUCUGAAGUUGUCCAGGAAACUGCGUAAGGAGUUGAACAGCCUGACAGAGUGGUUAGCUGCUACAGACGCUGAGCUGACUAGGAGGUCGGCUGUGGAGGGGAUGCCCAUUGAUCUAGAGGCUGAGCUGGACUGGGCCAAGGUACACAAUCACACCUUCCUCAAGGUACACAUCACACCUGUCCUCAAGGUACACAUCAAACCUGUCCUCAAGGUACACAACACACCUGUCCUCAAGGUACACAACAAACCUGUCCUCAAGGUACACAUCACACCUGUCCUCAAGGUACACAUCAAACCUGUCCUCAAGGUACACAACAAACCUGUCCUCAUGGUACACAAGACACCUGUCCUCAAGGUACACAAUACACCUGUCCUCAAGGUACAUGUCCUCAAGGUACACAAGACACCUGUCCUCAGGGUACACAACACACCUGUCCUCAGGGUACACAACACACCUGUCCUCAAGGGUCUGCGUGGGGACUUGGAGGUGAUGCAUGGUAAGGUGGAGGCGGUGCGGGUGCUGCACCAGGGUCUGAUGGGUACUUGUGGGGAACACUGCCAGGCACAGCUGGGGCCCAAACUGGAAAAGCUCAACCAGCGUUUUGACAGCAUCGCACAGCGCAUCACUGCAGGACAGGCAGCAGCAUCAGCGGUGGAGGUGGAGCAGUUCCACAGUGAAGCUAAGAUCUGGCUGGACCUGCUGGAGGAAGAAGAGAAACAGGGAGAGAACCUCAAGGAGGAAGAUUUCACAGGACAGGACGGGAACUGUGAGGAGGGGGCAGUAAAGGAGCUGUUGCUGAAAGGACAGAAGCUACAGAGGAGAGUUCCAGACCUGGACAAGAAAGAACAGAUCAGAAUCAAACACAAUCAGCUCAACACUAAAUACAACAGUGUCAUGGACCUGCGUGGUGUGAGGAGGAGGAAGGCCCUGGCGAUAGCCCCCCAGUGGUAUCAGUACCGUAGGAAGACUGAUGACCUUCUCCAGUGGCUGGACGACAUUGAGAGGAGCGUGGCUGAACUACCUGAUCCAGCAGAGGAACAGAGGGUUAAGGAGAUUGGCUCAGAGUUCGAUGAGAAGAGUGAGGAUCUGAAAGAGGUGCAGGGAUUGGCCAAAGAACUGUCAGACGCAGGGGCGACCUCGCUGGUGCAGCCCCGCCUCCUCCAGCUCAACACACGCUGGCAGGAGGUGGAGGCUAAAUUCACCCCCUACCGCCGACAAAGUUCACCUGACCCCUGUCUGGAGUCACAACCAAUCAAUGACCCUCAUGUAUGUAUCCAGUCACCCAAUGAAAACACACCAUACUCAAAUCUUCACACAGGGCUCCACACACAUGAACACCUGCCUAGCUUCAGGAGAGACCUGAGGGCCAAGGGCCCGGUGGUUAACGGGGCUCUGGACCAGGACCAGCUGGAGCUGAGGCUGGCAGGCCAGGCUGAGAUGGUGAAGGAGGCCUGGGAGCCUGUAGGAGACCUGCUCAUAGACUCACUACCUGAACACAUCGACAGGGUCAAGGCAGAGAUAGCUCCUAUCAAAGACGAUGUGAGUCACGUCAACAACCUGGCCUCUACCUUCGGCCCUCCUGACCUCGUCCUCUCACGACCCAACCUGGACAGACUGGAUGAUCUCAACACACGCUGGAGGAUGCUACAGAUCUCCAUCAAAGACCAUCUGAAGCAGCUGACAGAUGCUCAGAGGGGACUUUUGGCUCUCUGCAGGGGUGUGGUCUCUCACAUGUCUGUGGACAUGGGUGUGGUCUCUCACAUGUCUGUGGACAUGGAUGUGGUCUCUCACAUGUCUGUGGACAUGGAUGUGGUCUCUCACAUGUCUGUGGACAUGGAUGUGGUCUCUCACAUGUCUGUGGACAUGGAUGUGGUCUCUCACAUGUCUGUGGACAUGGAUGUGGUCUCUCACAUGUCUGUGGACAUGGAUGUGGUCUCUCACAUGUCUGUGGACAUGGAUGUGGUCUCUCACAUGUCUGUGGACAUGGAUGUGGUCUCUCACAUGUCUGUGGACAUGGGUGUGGUCUCUCACAUGGAUGUGGUCUCUCACAUGGUUGUGGUCUCACAUGGUUGUGGUCUCUCACAUGGAUGUGGUCUCACAUGGUUGUGGUCUCUCAUGGUUGUGGUCUCUCACAUGGGUGUGGUCUCUCACAUGGGUGUGGUCUCUCACAUGGGUGUGGUCUCUCACAUGGGUGUGGUCUCUCACAUGGAUGUGGUCUCACAUGGAUGUGGUCUCUCACAUGGGUGUGGUCUCACAUGGGUGUGGUCUCACAUGGGUGUGGUCUCACAUGGUACCCCCAAGAGUCCUGGUACCCCCAAGAGUCCUAGUACCCCCAAGAGUCCUGGUACCCCCAAGAGUCCUGGUACCCCCAAGAGUCCUAGUACCCCCAAGAGUCCUGGUACCCCCAAGAGUCCUGGUACCCCCAAGAGUCCUAGUACCCCCAAGAGUCCUGGUACCCCCAAGAGUCCUAGUACCCCCAAGAGUCCUGGUACCCCCAAGAGUCCUGGUACCCCCAAGAGUCCUAGUACCCCCAAGAGUCCUGGUACCCCCAAGAGUCCUGGUACCCCCAAGAGUCCUAGUACCCCGGUUGAAACCACUUGCCACCAGACACAGACAACAUGCUGGGACCAUCCCAAGAUGGCCGACCUCUACCAGUCUCUGGCCGACCUGAACAACGUGCGUUUCUCAGCCUACCGGACAGCCAUGAAGCUGAGACGCCUGCAGAAAGCUCUGUGUCUGGACCUCCUGGGUAUGCCCGCAGCGUGUGAGGUCUUUGAGCAGCAUGGCCUGAAGCAGAAUGAGCAUCUGAUGGACAUCAUGCAGGUGAUGACGUGUCUGACCAGCCUCUAUGAGAAACUGGACCAGCAACAUGGGAACCUGGUCAACGUCCCGCUGUGUGUCGACAUGUGUCUCAACUGGCUGCUCAAUGUUUAUGACACGUACAGCUUCAGGAGAGAUCUGAGGGCCAAGGGCCCGGUGGUUAACGGGGCUCUGGACCAGGUUCAGAUCUUCCUGUCUGAGCUGCCUGCUGAGAGGGAGCCUCAGCCUGUCCAGAGAGACAUCAGUCCAGAGGAGCGUGCCCAGAACGUGGGGCGGGUCCUGCGAAAGGAAGCAGAGGAUGUGGCGUCUGGGUGGGAGGGGCUUAACGAGGAGGCCACUGAUUGGCAGAGGAGGCUGGAGCUGGCUCUGGAUAGGCUGUUGGAGCUUCAGAAGGCCCAGGACCAGCUGGAGCUGAGGCUGAGCCAGGCUGAGAUGGUGAAGGAGGCCUGGGAGCCUGUAGGAGACCUGCUCAUAGACUCACUACCUGAACACAUCGACAGGGUCAAGGCGUUCCAGGCAGAGAUAGCUCCUAUCAAAGACGAUGUGAGUCACGUCAACAACCUGGCCUCUACCUUCGGCCCUCCUGACCUCGUCCUCUCACGACCCAACCUGGACAGACUGGAUGACCUCAACACACGCUGGAGGAUGCUACAGAUCUCCAUCAAAGACCAUCUGAAGCAGCUGACAGAUGCUCAGAGGGACUUUGGCUCUCUGCAGGGUUCUGUUCAAGGUCCAUUUGAGCAGGCGGUCUCACCCAAUAACGUGCCCUACUACAUCAACCACCAGACACAGACAACAUGCUGGGACCAUCCCAAGAUGGCCGACCUCUACCAGUCUCUGGCCGACCUGAACAACGUGCGUUUCUCAGCCUACCGGACAGCCAUGAAGCUGAGACGCCUGCAGAAAGCUCUGUGUCUGGACCUCCUGGGUAUGCCCGCAGCGUGUGAGGUCUUUGAGCAGCAUGGCCUGAAGCAGAAUGAGCAUCUGAUGGACAUCAUGCAGGUGAUGACGUGUCUGACCAGCCUCUAUGAGAAACUGGACCAGCAACAUGGGAACCUGGUCAACGUCCCGCUGUGUGUCGACAUGUGUCUCAACUGGCUGCUCAAUGUUUAUGACACAGGAAGAAGUGGAAAAAUCAGAACUCUGUCCUUCAAAACCGGCAUCAUCUCACUCUGCAAAGCACACCUGGAGGACAAAUACAGAUGUAAGUAG
Molecule: messenger RNA, 8877 nt
Organism: Oncorhynchus keta (chum salmon)
Lineage: Eukaryota; Metazoa; Chordata; Actinopteri; Salmoniformes; Salmonidae
Product: dystrophin-like
Exons: 60
Coding region: 1-8877 (2958 amino acids)
Biological process (GO): synaptic signaling
Cellular component (GO): plasma membrane
Molecular function (GO): protein binding
Source: RefSeq, a predicted model, not a curated record